CUACUUUUAGCUUUACAAUUCACUCUCUUGGUUAUCUCCAUCAGCGCCGUUGAGCUGGCGCAUCUGCUUUUUCUUCACCCCUAAUCUUCAAUAUACCCCUUGCUUCUUCUACCACCAGUCAUUAUGCCCCUUCUUCUUUCUAUCAUCAUUGGCGCUCUGGCAGCGUCGCCUCUUGUCGCGGCCCAUGGCAAGGUUGCCGUCGUCCAGGGAAAUGCUGGUGGCAACGGAACUGCUCUUGGCAUCACUGGUGGCAUCGUUCCAGGAACCGGGAGGAACAGAGUCACAGAAGUCGACACAACCGUCUUCGGCAAGACAAACAUCGCAACUAAUGGACUCGGAAGGACAACCGGAGGUGGGCAGAAUAAGGCUGCUGAUCUGUCGGCCGCUAUAGCUCAGUCUGGCUCCACCCUGCCGCAGGUUAGCGCAAGCAAUGGAUCAAUUACAGGAACGUUUCACAUCGUUACUACUGAUGGAGCUGGCCCCGUCCAAGCAAUUAUUGACCCCACUGCUACUGGCCAAUUCUCCAAUGGCAUACAAGCCAACGUCGUGACUGAUGUGCCUGGAAAUAAUGGGAAUAUCAAGGCUAACGGUAAGGUUCCUCGCGCCCUGCAAGCUCUGGGCUUGAUGAAGCGUGCUGCGAACGUGAACAUGGACUUUCCGAUCAACAUCGCAGUCCCAGCUGGAACUUCCUGUACUGGGGCUGUCGCUGGUCAGCAAAAUGUCUGCUUCAUGAAGAUUGCAAAUGCCAACCGUGCUGGCCCAUUUGGUGGCGUCAUUGCUUUCCAAGUGGCAGGUGCUGCCACAAAUACUACCGCCACUAUUGCUAAGCGCUUCGCUGCAUGAGCUUCUAGUAUUGGUGGACUCUAAGAAUCGAGGUGGGAUCUUUCCAAUGGAAAUUGAAUAUUAAAACAUAGUUUUCCUUGGAACCGCACUCAAAAACUUAGAGUUGGGCUGUUAGUGUGCAUAUGCUGUGCACUCUGACAGACCUAGUCGAGAUCUAUCGGCCCACUAAUCCAAAUAAGAAGUCGGACAUCAUCAGGGGCCUAUUAUGACUGGCUUAUAUGUAGACUUUGGUUCGGCGCGUCGAAGUCGGUCUAACCUUGUCAAAUAGACAGCAUGAGUGUGCACUGAGCUCGUAAAUAGUGAGAGAUGGUAUUGUUUGUAA
Molecule: messenger RNA, 1165 nt
Organism: Lindgomyces ingoldianus
Lineage: Eukaryota; Fungi; Ascomycota; Dothideomycetes; Pleosporales; Lindgomycetaceae
Exons: 4
Coding region: 124-843 (239 amino acids)
Source: RefSeq, a predicted model, not a curated record